Austrofundulus limnaeus is the source of this 1335-nucleotide messenger RNA. RefSeq names its product histone chaperone asf1b-B. Bases 181 to 774 code for a protein of 197 amino acids. The transcript is spliced from 5 exons. The record is from RefSeq and is a predicted model, not a curated record. Lineage: Eukaryota; Metazoa; Chordata; Actinopteri; Cyprinodontiformes; Rivulidae. Gene Ontology annotation, biological process: DNA replication-dependent chromatin assembly. Gene Ontology annotation, cellular component: chromatin; nucleus. Gene Ontology annotation, molecular function: histone binding.
UCGCAGUGAAACCUGGGUAGGACAGUUAAAGCGGCGGGAGAGCGGCAAUUUAUUGCCAAUUUGCUCAAAUUAAAUUAUACAUAGAGACUUGGACGCAUUGAGAAGUGUAAUUUUAGUUGUGUGAAAAGGGCACAGGUUGGUUUAAACUACAACCGUCUCGUUCCUAGCGUUUCGACAACAAUGGCGAAAGUGCAGGUGUUGAAUGUGGCCGUUCURGACAACCCGAGUCCCUUUGGAAACCCCUUUCAGUUCGAGAUAACAUUUGAAUGUAUGGAGGACCUCCCUGAAGACCUUGAAUGGAAGAUCAUCUAUGUAGGCUCAGCAGAAAGUGAGGAGUACGAUCAAAUCCUGGACUCGGUUUUAGUUGGCCCAGUUCCUGCUGGAAGACACAUGUUUGUGUUUCAGGCUGACGCCCCAAACACCGGACUGAUCCCUGAAAGUGAUGCUGUUGGUGUGACUGUAGUGCUGAUUACUUGCACGUAUCGUGGCCAAGAAUUUAUUCGUAUUGGUUACUACGUGAACAACGAGUAUACAGAGCCAGAGCUUCGUGAAAAUCCUCCAAUCAAACCAGACUACUCACAGCUUCAAAGAAAUAUUUUGGCAUCAAACCCACGUGUCACCAGAUUCCAUAUAAACUGGGAAGGCUGUGCAGAAAGAAUGGAAGACUCUGAAAACGUGGAUCCGACUUCAAACUCCAAACACCCACCGUCUUGUCUGCCAGGCAAGGCUCCACCUUUGGGCAUCCUACCAGACAACUCUAUGGACUGCUUAUAGAGAUYCCUCUUGUUGCCCGAAAGGUGAUGAACCACAGGACAAGACCUUAUUUUUAAAGAAUGCCUAUGGACAUUCAAGAGUGGUGAAAUGAUGUACAGACCUGCAAGCCUUAUGACUUUAUUUUCCUAAAACAUCCCAAAAAGGAACUUUCACCUUGGGCUUCAUUUGUUCCAAUGAUGGGAUGAUUCUUAWUUAUAGAUGAGUAGUCAUUGUGAUAAUACCGAAAGCAAUACUGAAGUGUGAAGAAACAAUUAAAAAAAACUGCAGUUAUCAAACGAUGCAGCUGAACUAAAAUAUAUUGAAAUACAGUUAUGCCUUUCUCUUUUUUUCUAUUAUUUUGCAGAGCAAAUUAUAAUAUUUCAGUACUGAAGCAAUAGGCAGUCUAUUAAAAAUAUUAAUGUAAAUUUAUUUGAUAAUCUGACUUUUUUUUGUUGAAAUUGCACCUUUUUAUCUUGCUUUUUAAACUCUGAAUAGGUUUUGUAUGGAAAAUAUUAUUUCCUUCGUUUUUUUUCCUGUUUUCAGUUUUGUGUUCCAAAUAAAAAACAAGUAUUGUAUUCGAUA